Messenger RNA from Fomitiporia mediterranea MF3/22, 3074 nucleotides. RefSeq lists its product as uncharacterized. Bases 1 to 2871 code for a protein of 956 amino acids. NCBI's taxonomy places the organism in Eukaryota, Fungi, Basidiomycota, Agaricomycetes, Hymenochaetales, Hymenochaetaceae. The transcript has 8 exons. The record is from RefSeq and is a predicted model, not a curated record. Gene Ontology annotation, molecular function: zinc ion binding.
AUGUUCACAGUAAAGGCGACGUACAACAAUGAAACUCGCAAGUUCACUCUGCCAGAGUCGUCCUUCCCCUCUUUCAGCGCAAUCCAGAGUCAGCUAUAUCGUGUCUUCCCAAUCAGGGGAUCUUACCAUCUCUCAAGGCUAAUGUUCUGUCCUUCUGAGGGAUCUAGAGUCGUCGUUGGUAAAGAGGUCCACAAUGAAGCACAGUAUAAUGAGCACAUCGCCCCCUUUUGUGGACGUCUCUGGCCAAACGGCCUGCUGCGGUUCAAUGUCGUAGAUGAGAUUCCGCAUAAGCCUCCUUUUGCUGCUUCUUUAGACCCGAGUCCGUUUGACCUUCCUCCUUCACCUCGAUUGGCUAGGCCGCUUCCUCGCCAUCCGCCGCAGACUGCGGGUUCUUCCUUCAUGGACGUAGACGACGAGUGGAGCGCCACAGGUACAUCCAAUCGUAACUCUAUGCUUUCUCAGUCGACUCGGCAAUCAUGCUGCUCGGUCUCUGAAGGAAAGGAAGAAAUGAAGGAAUUAAUGUCGAACUUCCUACGAGACUUCAAUGAGAUGAUGACAUCAACAUUCGGCGAAGCACCAGUAACUCCGACACCCAAACGUGUCCCUACUCCUCCAGUUCAGGCUGCCUCUUCCUCUGAGGCUGUUGCUCACGAACAAGCCGAACAGACUGAGCAGAGGAAUCCCGAUGAUGCCAGUGACGUGACCAUUCCGGGAGCAUUUGUCCACCCGGCUCCAAGCACGAGUGUACCAGCACCGACAGAGAGAGUUCUGCAUGACGGUAUAACGUGCGAUUAUUGCGGAUACGACCUACGUGGAACGCGAUUCAAGUGCCAUAAUUGUCCUGAUUAUGACCUGUGCGAAGACUGUGUAACAUUGCGCGAUGCAAUGAGCUGGCAUCAGGCAGUUUUUGCCCAGCAGGACGAUGGCCCUCUUCAUUCUUUCCUGGAAAUUACGAAGCCAGGUGACGUCGCUUCGACCCCUCGCGAACGUGAUCAUAAUGUACUUGAGUUAAUUGAGUUGAACAUUCCUCCGCUGUCGUCGAGGCCUGUUCACUCAGGGAUUUCCUGUGAUUUCUGUGGUUCCAUAGUCGUGGGUACUAGACACAAGUGCCUGGACUGUCCGAAUUUCGACCUAUGCGACGAGUGCUUCCCAAGGCAUGAAGUCGACCAUCCUGGACAUGAGUUCGUGUCAUUAGAGACGCCCAGGCGAAUCAUGUUUAUUCAAGUACGUGAUGGGGAUGAAACUCCGAGAGUGCAUCAGUCUAGUCGUCGGGCGCAGCCUACUGCCGCUCAUAAUGCAAUUUGCGACCUUUGUGACUCAAGAAUUCGUGGAUCUCGUUACAAAUGUCUUUCAUGCCCGGACUUUGAUACUUGUUCUUCCUGCCAUGAUAUCGUGCCUGAGCAUCAUCCAAGGCAUACAUUCGUCAAGCUUGAUAAGCCACAAGAUCUUUCAUCUCGCGACCCGCAUGCUUACAAGAGGCACAGUGCUCGCUGCAACGAGUGUGGUGAAACCAUCCGUGGCGUCAGAUACAAGUGCUUGCACCCAGAAUGCCCAGAUUAUGACCUUUGCAGCAAAUGCGAGGCAAUGCCGAUCGAAGUGCACCCUCCUCUUCAUCCACUGGUCAAAUUGCGUAGUCCCGACGUCGUUAUUCCGACUGUUUACCGUGUCGGAGGAACAUCUCUCAUCGACACGCCUAUCCGUCAACCAGAGACCAUAGGUGUUGCAAUCGAGACGGAUCCACUACCCGAGAAGACUGAUGUUUCAGUACAUGCUAAUAUCAAAGGCAAGACAUCCGAUGCUGCGGUGGCUACCACCCCAUCAAUUCUUGAUGAUGAAGAAUCGCCUGAGCGUUCUGUGACUGACGCUUCAGUACAUGCCGACAUCAAAGACAAGACGUCCGAUGCUGCAAUGGCUACUACUCCAUCGAUUCUUGACGAUGAAGAAUCGCUUGAGCGUUCUGUGGUGAUGCCCAUCCUGCCAACGCCACCACCAUUCAUGCCCAGCAUGCCUUCCGAGCUUGUUCAGCAAUUUGCAGACCUCUGGCGCGACGAACCCACGAAGCUGGGCGAAGCCAGCAAUGCCCCGAAGAAAGCAAUGACGCGAUCUGAGGCAAACGAUGCGGACGUCCCGUCCUUCCCAUCACUCUUUUCGGCGUUCAUGGCGAAAUACCCUCCGGUCCCAAAGAAUGUACUUCACGCAGUAUUUGUUUCCGAUGUCAAUGUCGAGGAUGGUCAGGUUUUCCCUCCAGGAGCGGAAUUCGUAAAGUCUUGGCGCAUCCGGAAUGAUGGUGUUAUGCCAUGGCCGGAGACUACGCGCAUUACAUUUGUUGCUGGUGAUCGCAUGCCAGCAUUCAAUGGUGCUCCUCUCAGCUACCAUGUUGGGGGUGUCGAAAAGGGAACUACAGUAGAUGUUAACGCAUAUGAUAUGAAGGCGCCCGAAAUUCCGGGCAAAUACGUUGGCUAUUGGCGCCUUAGCGACGGUAUAGAGCCAUUUGGUCAAAGCGUCUGGUGCGAGAUCUCGGUUCCUAUCCCAAGUGGUCCUUCUUCCUCCGGUCAUGAGUCACUCACUGCGUCCGAGGUCGUCAUGCCUGAGCCUUCGCACGCGAGAACGGCCUCAAUUGACCACCCAGUCGAACCUCGUACACCUGACCUAGUUCCAUCGACAUCUAUUCCAGCGACCCCAACCGUAUCGGCUCCCUCAACUGACGUAGACAGCGUGGACUCUUUACUUGACGAUUUCGACGCAGCCUCGGACGAAGAAUAUUGGGAGGCUUCUCGUGAGCACGCAGGCGGCCGCCAAGUUGCCCACCAUCCCGAUGCGGAAUAUGUCGUCCUGUACGACGAACAGAGUACCGAUGACGAAGGUCAUUGAAAGAAUUUUUUUCUCCGCGGCUAAUAUUCGUAUUCGUAUGCAACUUUCCAUGCAUUAUCUUUUGCUUCUUGAGUUUUCGUUCACACUGGAGCUUUUUUGGAGCUUCAACGUCUCACAGUCAUUUUGUUUGGUUUCCUAACUCCUUUUUGCUGAACCGACAUUCUUUUCAUAGUUUUACUUUCCCCAUCUUGUAUGACAGCCCC